GAGACGGAUUUUAUAUUUGUUACGUUUCUUUAGUUUACCAUAAAUAAAAAUAAUAUUUCCUAAUUAAAUCUAACUAUGUUUUUUCCUAGUUAUAAUUAAUCUGUGUUAAAAACUAUAAUAAAUAUAUACAUAUGCUACUCUUCAUUCUCUAUCAUACCAGAUCACAGUAACAACUAACAACAACAUAUUCAGUGUAAUUUCAGUACGAAAUCAAAGCCAUGGACAUGUUAAUUUCUUCCUUCCUUGAUAUCGCCGUCGAUCAAACCGUCGAUACUGCCCGGGAAUUUCUUCAAGCAACAAACUGGAAUCUGGAGGAAGCAAUUCAACGUUUUUUCUCCGGAAACAACAAUGGAGCAACAGCAGCAGCAGAAUCGUUCAAUUAUUCGCCAUUAAUCGAAAAUACUCCAACACUCCGGGAAUGGGAAGACGACGACGACGAUGUACAUUUGCCAUUACCGGUAAGACGGGAAGUUUUUUACGGAGAAAAUUCAGGGCUAUACGAAGAUGAGAGAGAUCAAAUUUCGUCUUCUACUUUUGACUCAUAUUCCAAUAAUGCCCUUUCUGAUCUGUUUCGUCCUCCUUAUGAAUUUUUAUACAACGGACCAUUUGAUCACGCAAAAGAAGCUGGCGCUAAGCGGAACAAAUGGCUUUUAGUUAAUGUGCAAUCCAGGGGUGAAUUCGCCUCAGAAACGCUUAAUCGAGAUACCUGGGCUAAUGAUAUCGUUGCUAAGAUGAUCGAAAACAACUUCGUGUUUUGGCAACAGGGAGAUCAUACAGAGGAAGGACGAAAAGUUUGUACUUACUAUAAAUUAGAUUCCAGGCCAGUUAUAUUAGUGAUUGAUCCUAUAACAGGUCAAAAAAUGCGCUCCUGGAACGGUAUGGUUCAGCCUGAGAGGUUGCUUGAAGAUGCUAUGACUUUUAUUGAUCGUACUCCUUCAGAGUAUCACUCAGAUCUAAUCAGAAAACAAUUGGAAAGAUUAACUCAUCGCGAUAGAACUGAAGAAAGUAGUGAUACUAACCAUGAACUGAAGGAAAUCACCGAAGAAACUGAUCAUGAGUUGUUGAUUUAUCUUCCACUACCGGAAGAACCAAAUGGCAAUUCGAUCUGUGACAAGAAUUUGGUGUGUAGAAUCGCGAUUCGUCUACCUGAUGGACGUAGAAUUCAGAGGAAUUUCAUGAAAACUGAUCCGAUUAAGUUGUUAUGGUCUUUUUGUUCAACUCAAUUUGAAGAAGCAAAAACAAGGGCGUUUCGAUUUAGACAAGCAAUGCCAGGGCCAACUAAGUUUUGGAAUUAUGAUAGUAACUUGACUUUUGAGGAGUCGGGUUUAGACAAUUCUAUUAUUGCACUUGUAAUGAUAUAG
Solanum pennellii is the source of this 1361-nucleotide messenger RNA. RefSeq names its product plant UBX domain-containing protein 7-like. Gene Ontology annotation, cellular component: nucleus. The record is from RefSeq and is a predicted model, not a curated record. Bases 219 to 1361 code for a protein of 380 amino acids. The transcript has a single exon. Gene Ontology annotation, molecular function: ubiquitin binding. NCBI's taxonomy places the organism in Eukaryota, Viridiplantae, Streptophyta, Magnoliopsida, Solanales, Solanaceae. Gene Ontology annotation, biological process: proteasome-mediated ubiquitin-dependent protein catabolic process.